AGGACGUGUGAGGUGUGAUCAGCUGCUUUGGUCGUCGAGUUUUACGUGCCUCGGGCACGAUAACGUCAGGCAUCAUGGACUACUUGAUGCCAUCUGAAGUUGCCCGCUUGGUUCUAGGUUACCUGAAAUCCACAGGGUGCCAAGCUACCUGGGAGACGUUUUUAAGAGAAAGUCCUGAUUUAAAGGAAUACGCCGAGUACGUGCGAAGGGGGAGAGAGUACCCAACGAGCAUCGGUGGCAAAAACCUCAUGCAACUUGUCGAUGCUGGCUAUCAAAUUACUCAAACCCAAGGUGGAAGUGCCUCUACGAACGAUCUCUUGCCAAAUCUUCAAAAUUUAUCGGCCCAAUUGAAUGACGUUUUAGCUCGUUUGCAGUCUACCCAACCAGAAAACAAUGCACCUGCCUCUGCCCCUACAAAUGGAAAUGAAGCCCACUCAAGCAGUAGUGAGUUAAUCAUCUUUUUUUUUUUUUCUGGCCUAAGGAUUCCUACCGAGAGUGCAGUUUGUGUCAAUCGCGCAGGUACAAACGCAUUGCCCCAGCAGCCAUACCGCACCGACCAGCAAUCAGCCCAGCCGUUGAUGCUGACGACAUCGAGUGGAUACCCUCCACUGCACCACUCCUCAGCCUCGCCUCAACAGGAACGACGGCAUCCCCAUUCCGGUGGGGACACGUUGAGCUAUCACGUUCACACGCACAUCCCGCCCUUACCUCUCCUGCCGCCAUCUAUUGCCAGCGUGCUCAAGCACAAUUCGCCCCCAAAGCAACUUCCCGGGGGCCUAGCAAGGUUCGAGCCUCCGGAGAAGGACCUGGGAGCGGCACCUCACCAUUCUAACUCAGCAAAGUCCACAGCACUGGGUUGUUACUACCCUCCGCCACCAGGACACAUUGCCCCUUCACAGCUUCCAGGAUUCGACGACCCUUUUCUGACUUAUCUGAACCCUUUUCCAAGACCGCUGUAUCCCAGGCACCCCUACAUCAGCGACGAGGAGCCUGUGAGAGACACGGGCAUCGACCUUCGCAAACGGCCGCAAGAAGCGAGCAGCGACAGCCAUUCCUCAGCUGCAAGGCCAUUAAGUCCCAUAAACAACGAGAUGUGCAGCCCUGUUGAGAAAAACAGCCACAUGCACGAACCCCACUCCGAUCCUUCGUGUAACGCAGCGGACGGACAAGGAUGGCCAUAUGAGGAUCAGUGCGACGAUGAGCCGGCAGACGAGCCCGUGCACUGUGUGGAGCCUAUGAGCGAAGGCUUUGAAGUUUCGCCGGAUGCAGGGGCAGAAACCCAGACGGAAGUCAGUGAGGAAAUUGACGUAGACGGAAGUUCGCGAGGGCCGUCGCCGGCAAACGAGGAAGCAGCCAUAGUUGGUGCAGUGUCAGGUUGUGCUGUGUCAGCAUCUUGUGUGAUCGGAAGUUCAUCGGCACCCGCUUCGACAAUGACGUCAGCUGUCUCGUCUCCAAGAACAACAGCAGCGUCUUUAGCGCAACAUACACCAGAUCAUCCUCCAUCAGCAGAAAACUCAACAUCUUUCGAGACGCCAGAAAACACCGGAGUGCCGCCGCUGCCGAGCCGUUUUCCAGAUCCCGAUUCACCACGUGCCAUCUUGUCUGAAGCGAGAUCAUUGCUACCGUCUUUGACGACACCUGUGAAAGCGAUUCGUUUCGACCCCGAGCGCUUCUACUCGCCUCGGCGAAAAAGCCUCAUCCCAAGGCGUCGACUUUUGGCUGGUUUUUCUCCAUCUUCCAAGCCAGCCGCAGACUCUGGGAAUACCAACUCAUCAACUGAAGAGUCUAGGGAGUUUUCGGCCCUGCUUGAUGAGUUGGUUCACAACUAUCCAUUUGUGGCAAAGCUGGCCGAGAACAUAAACCAGGCUGUGGUUGGCCCUGACGGGACUUACAACGAGGGAACAGCUUUUCGUUUGGAGCCCAUUGCUGAAGAAACUCCCACUGACACCGGAGACAUGCUGACCUCGCAGGAGUCAACCAUGCCGGAGUCUCUGAUAAAGGAGAUAUUGAACAAAACUGAGAAUGAUCCUGUCUUUGAAGCAGCCCUGGCACAAAUAUGUGAUAAAUUGGACACAACAAACGAGGUUCACGGAGUCCUGGUCACACCCUCCAAGAGUAGUUCAAAGUCUCGGCAGCGGAAGGAAAACUGCAGUCCCAAGACACCGAGCCACUCUCGUCGAACACAGUCACAGCCCACAACACCGCAGCUCAUGAGCCUGUUCACCACGCCACGCAAGUCAGCAAACAGGUCACCACACAAAUCGCCACAGAAUUCGCCGCGCAGGUCAGCGCACUCAUCUCCAAACGUUUCACCGCAUAGAUCACCACAGAGGUCCCAGCAUUCAUCUCCAAGCAUUUCACCACAUGUGUUGAUGCACAGGUACCCAACCACGUCUCCAAAUGCAUACUCAAAUCUGUCCUCGAGCGCGUCCCCAAAUUUGUCACCAAACGUGUCGCAAAACGCAUUACCAAACGUAUUGCCGAACGUGUCACCGAGCAAGCCAUCGAACGUGUCGCCAAACGUGUCCCCACGCAUUUUACCAGAGAUCGCACUAUCGGCAACACCACCGAGACGAUCUCCAAGAAUUAAUGCUCGAAACUGCAAGCAAGCGCAACAUCCUCCUCCCUCUGCAGCCACAAGAGGCUCAACGGAAAGCACAGAAAGCAGCACACAGAGCAAAGUGUCAUUGGGAACACAAGCGAAACCUAAGUCAAUCCCGCAAACGGCCAAGGUAGCGCCAGUCAACCAGUCUACUAACGAAGCUGCACCCAUGCAACAUCCAGCAGAGGUGCCUUCUAAGCUGCCUUUGCCGCCACUGCCGACUAACAAAUCUCCUUUCAAGGUGCCUCAAGAACCAACGACCUUCAGGGUUCCAGUGAGCUUACCACUGAAGUCGUUGAUAAAGGAGGCCGCAGCGUGUGUGCCCAAAGUAGUGCAGUCACCACCGAAGCCCACCGUGCAAGUUGUUUCGAAGGCCACCGAAAACGGUGAGACAGUGACCUGCAUCUCCAUCCCUGACCCGCCAGGGUCAUCCCCGCCCAAGCAGUGCAUGACGUUGGCGGAUGUCAUCGAUUCGGUGUUGUCACCAGAGCGUCGACAGGCCCUCUCCCAAACAGAGAGCAUGGCACCGCCACCACCACCGCCACCACUACCACUGCCUGCAGCUUCCAGCAACGCUCAGACCCCCAUUGUUAUUAUGUCUGACGGCACCCAAGUCAUGCUGUGCACCAACGACAGCGUGACCUCUGAACCACAGACACUCGCACCGUCUUCAAUGCUGGCCAAUUCGGCAGCGUCAAGCAUUUCAAACAUCAUCUACCCAAAUGUGAUGGUCACGGGCAUGCCCCAGCUUGGCUCCUUCAGCAUUGUGAUGCCCAAUGUCCCUAUGUCUUCCAACUGCCAGUUUAUAACCAUGAACGGCAGCACCACAACGGUUAUGGCACAGGGCAGGGCACCCGUAGCCAAGAAACGACUGCCCCUGCUGCAGCCUAGGGAGCCCCUGCCUUCGCAGCCUUCUCCACCGUCUGCUUUCAAAGAAGUGGAGGAUCCGAAAUACAGGUACUUGAUGGGCAACCGUUUAAGGAAUGCAAAGCGUAUGAGAGAAAUGACAAAACACGGUGCAUCAUUGCAACAGAAUGGACAGGGUCAGUCUACUGCGACUACAAGCAACAGUGCCACGUCACAGCCGUUCACAUCUGCGGCAAGCUCCCUCAAUGUCGGCAGGCAGCAACACUCGACUGCCAAGCCGCAAACUCCACCAGGCGCCUCACAACGCUUGUCCAAUGAAAAAAGUCCCCAGCUGAAGUCUCUUGUGGCUGUAGCUUCCAAGUGCACAACGUCACAGAAUCACGUGAGGGUGUUAGACUUUGGUAAUGUUUCCAGUGAACUCACGCAGGACAGCAGCGAGGGUGCCUCUAACGAGGCUUCCAGCGAACGUGUCGUCAAGGCAAUCGAAUCAAUACGGACUAGCCUGACUGGAGCCGUGAACAAAGUGUUGAGAAACAGCUCAGGAGGAAUCACCGGCCCUGGUCCAUCGAAGAAUAAAAGAAAGGGAACACCACACAAUGCUGGGGCGAAAGCAAAAAAGGCCAAAAAUGAGGAAUACUUGAAAAGCAUGGACGUCAACAAGUUUCUGGACAAGAUACAUAGCAGCUGAUCACUGCCUUUCAUGUUAUUUCAUUAACUGGCACACCUUUGCCUUAAACUUGUACAGUUCAUUGUAAAAAAAAAAAAGCCAUCUUUCACCAUAAUGUAUUAGCUAUACAUACUGCAUUGUAUAUUUGCCUGCUUGUUAAUGAAUGUUUUUAUCGUAUAGUAUGUAUAUAUGUAUAUGUAUAUAUAAACAACCGAUAUCUGGACAAGGACACUGGAAUUAUAAUCUCAUACAGGUUGUGUCCAGGUUGUCAUUUGUAUUUAAUAAACACAAGGUUUCACAGUUU
This is a messenger RNA of Rhipicephalus microplus (southern cattle tick), 4440 nucleotides long. RefSeq lists its product as uncharacterized. Gene Ontology annotation, cellular component: nucleus. The record is from RefSeq and is a predicted model, not a curated record. Gene Ontology annotation, molecular function: protein binding; transcription coregulator activity. Lineage: Eukaryota; Metazoa; Arthropoda; Arachnida; Ixodida; Ixodidae.